AUGAAUAAUGAAUUGGAGCGGGCGCAAUUGGUCAGGGUGAUGGAGCGGGAAGUUCGAAGUCGGACCGGCGCGGAUAAACGUGUUGCCAUUAUGAAGUACUCUGGCAGGGGGAAAUUGCCCUCCUUCCCGCGGUCCCUUUUCAUACGCGCACGCGACUGUCUGGACUAUUGCGGAGGUUGUGAGGUCUCAUCUUAUGCUCUACAACUCAGGGCUUGGUCUUUCUCUCAUAUUUUCUCCCUUCGCCCCUCGGAGCUAGUUUUCGCCCCCGUGUGCAAUGUACCACCUGUGACGGUACUACGACCAGCGUCCCUCGUUUUACAUCAUUCACAACAUCCUACGGCAUAA
Molecule: messenger RNA, 345 nt
Organism: Penicillium taxi
Lineage: Eukaryota; Fungi; Ascomycota; Eurotiomycetes; Eurotiales; Aspergillaceae
Exons: 1
Coding region: 1-345 (114 amino acids)
Source: RefSeq, a predicted model, not a curated record